GUGUGCCGCGCAUUCUGGACGUUUUAACAAAACCCCACAUCCAUUUCAUACGAAACAAUACACGAACAGUUAUCUAGGACCUUUAAAACAAUAUAUAACAGUGUAUUAACCAAUAGCUUUGUACAAAACAAUACAAUAUCAUCAAUUUCAAUGUUUGUUUAUUUGUUAUGCGAAGUGUCAAGAAUAGAUUCUUUUAUUAGAUCACUGUUGAUCUCAAUGCGUUUUGAAAGAUUUUUAAUAAUGGAUGAGUGAUGACGUCAGUGACAUUGCUUUAACAAUAAAAGUUCCCCAACGAAGGAAUAGUGAAACGCUUCCACCCGUUAAAAAUAAACCUGUCGAUAUGGAAGAAGAAUCACAACUGCAGUCGAUGUCCAUUAGGAAGAGGAGAAAUUUAUCAAAAAAUCGCGGCCAGAUCACGAGACAACGUGAAAAGACCCCUGAACCAGGGAGGACUAAUAUUCCUCAUGAAGACACGACGUCUGAUGAUGAAGAUGCGUUACCAAUACGUUCUUCGAGGGAAAUUGAAGCUGAUAACACAUAUGAAGAAAUGAAACGCUUAGUUCAGGAGCAAGCUAAUGCCAAAGAUCCUGAUGAUUUAGAUACAGAUGAAAUACUAGUAGCUAGAGCUCAAGCAGCUACUGAAAGGCGGCGUAGAAGUAUAUCACCGUUUGCGUUACCCGAUAAAGAAGAAAUUUGUCAUCUGGAACGAAAAGGCAGUUUUAUCGAUCCUGAAAAUAAACUUCUAAGUACCAACUACAGUUUGAAUCUUAAAGAUGAAGGCUUAAAUAGAAGAGGUUCACUACCAAUGGAACCCCAAAAUAAAAACGUAUCUAGAAACUCAUUAUCUCCUCCAGUGUCUCCUACAAAUAAAGAGUUGCCACAAAGUUUUCCCACACCUGCAAAAAAGUUAGAAGAAAUGGUUUAUCCCGAUGAAAUCAACAAGGAAACGGUAGAAAAACCAAAACAAGUUGAAACGAUAAAGCAAGAGGAACACAUAUUAGAAAAAGAAGUAAAACAAAAAUCAGGACCUCCACCUGCACCCGGAGAGCUUGUAACUAAAGUUAUACAAGUCGAACGAACGCCAAGUAAAAAACUUAGUCAAGAUCAAAAGCCUGUCGUGCAAGUAAGAGAAAGAGUUGUGAGGACCCCUAGUAGAAAGUCUGAUACUAAGCCAGUGGUGGUAAAACAAGGGGUCACUAAAUCAUCAACUGAAACACAAACUAAAGUGCCGCCAGUAAAACCAGCCAGAAGCAAAUCAUCGACGAGAAUAGUGAGUAAAACUAGCGAAAGUGAAAUGAGUGAAGAUCAACAAGAUGCCAAUUCUAAACGUAAAGUUGUAGCAGCACCGCGACGAUUUAGGAAAAAUAGAUCACCAAGAGAAAACAGAUCUCAUUCCAUUCAAAGAGUUGAAAACAUAAGAGAGCUUGAGAAAACAGGUACAGGAAUGAGUGAAACUAGUCGCGAAAUAAUAGAACUGUUGCAAAAAGCACGAGCUCGAAGUUUAUCUAUACCUAAAGAUGAUCCACGACUACCGUCUGAAUAUAGACAGUACAGUAAAACUUUGAAAACUCCCAAUAAAACACCAGUAAAUUUACGUCACACAAGGGGCAUAUCAUGUCCAAAAACUAUACAAAUUAUCAGCGAUAAGGAAAUUUUAUCUGGUUUAACAAAGACGAAAAUAAACGGAGAAAAUGAUAGAUACAGCAGACAUAGUUCAGGUUAUGUCGAUGCGAGUCAAUCUGAGUAUACAUCAAGCUGCUAUUCUUCAUCACCGAGCGAAAAUGAGUAUGAGUUCGAUUUACUUGAAAGAUCGGCUGAAUUAACACGUAAACUAAAUCAAUUAAGUAAGCGAGAAAGUAGAAACGAGAGGGACAAAAGUUUGAUAUCAGAAUUAGACCAAAAUACUGAAGUUGAUCUAAAGCCAGUGCUUAGAAAACGAUCAAUAGCAGAUAAACAUUUUGCCAAAAAAGUUGAAAAAGAAGUGGACAAGAAAAUAGAUAAAGAGGAAAUUAAACCCAAAAUCGUGAAACGAUCAAGAUGGAAGUUUAUAUCUAAUUGGCAAGAUUUUAAGAAAGAACAUAAUGUAGAAUGUGCAAAAAUAACAUCACUUAGAAAUAGAUGUAUUUGCGAUCUGCUUUUGCUUGUUAUAAUGUGUGGUUUAGGUGGAAUGAUGUUUAGAACUUUUGAGGGAUCCUUCGAAAAUGCUUAUAAGUGUAGUACAAGAAAUGUCAAAAGGGACUUCAUUGAAAGCCUAUGGCGUGGAAGUCAUUACCUCAGAGAGGAGGAUUGGAAGUCUCUAGCUAGGAAUAAACUGUAUGAAUUUGAGGAUCAAUUGCAUACAGCACAUGAGGCUGGAGUAACAUCUUACAGUGGACAGAGAUCUUGGAAUUUCAUGAAUUCGUUUGUCUAUUGCAUGACCUUGGUGACGACUAUUGGUUAUGGUCACAUAGCUCCUAAAACCACGUACGGUCGGGUUGCCACGAUAGUUUACGCUAUCAUCGGCAUACCGCUGUUCUUGAUCGUGCUGGCUGACUUCGGCAAACUGUUCACUAGGAUCAUCAAGUUCUUCUGGGCUUACAUACGUCGGUUCUACUACACUCGAAGUUGCAGAAGAGUCAGAAGGACGGUGCCUGUACAGGAGGUCAUGAAAGGUCUGAACACGUUUUACGACGUGGUACGUCGGCCAUCACAGAUAUUCUCCGAGGAAGACAUGGAAGGUGCGAAACCUGAUGGGGACCAGCCACCUCCGUUGCAGAGAAAGCCUAGCGAUGCACCACCACCUUUGCCCCCAAAACCUGGAACCCUCCCUAGGGACUUCGAAAACGAAACCGAACCAGAAACCCCAGCACCAUCUGUUUUCGAAAUAGACGACGAAUUCAACUUACCAAUAUCAGUAGCUAUAUUUAUCUUGGUAGUUUACAUAAUAAUCGGUGCUGUAGGUUAUAAUAUAUGGGAGGAUUGGAGCUUUUUCGAGUCAUUUUACUUCGUUUUCAUAUCAAUGUCUACCAUAGGUUUAGGAGACAUGGUGCCUGAUCAUCCGAUGUUUAUGAUGGCGUCAAUUUUGUAUCUAGUUUUCGGUUUGGCUUUAACAUCUAUGUGUAUAAAUGUUGUGCAAGUCAAAUUGUCUGAUACAUUCAAGCAAGCCAGUGCGAAGCUUGGUGCAACCAUUGGUUUGAAGGUAGCAGAGGAAGAUGGUAGUCUGGUUCCAAUAACUCCACCACCUAUAGAAGUACCGGCUGUCCAUAAACCAAAAUCAGAUACAGAAGAAAGCAAAAGUAAAGAGACGAUAGACGACGAUGCAAAGACUAGGUAAUCUUUUGCAAUAUUGUUAUAUAGGUUAUAGUAGUGGAGCCGAGAUGCUAAAUUUGCAGUUACUAGAAAGUCAUAGGGACCGUUUGCAUUUGGUAGAUUAAAUCAUAGAAAGAAUAAAAGGUUAUUUACUUUUUUCGCUUUUAGCGGUGAAUAAAAAACUACAGACUUGAAAAGCAAUUUUUAUUACUUUGGCUUACUGAAAUUGUCAGGAAAUUUUAGCGAAUAAUUAAGAGAUUAUUUCCUUCAAAAUAAGUAAAAAAUUAAUCGCGCUUGUAACUCGAGAACUAAAAUAUAAGGGUUUUAUUUUAUAACUGUGGGACCCUCCUUUUCCUUUACGUUACGCUCAAAUCGUCAGAUCUUCGAAAUGUACACCUUUUAACUAUCAACUCAACAAAAACAACAACCUUAUCUUAAUCUGACGUGCUGGUUGAGUAUUUCUGUAGUUAGUUAUUUUUUUGGUUGCCCUAAACGUACCCACCAAUAUUAAGGGCUCAUACUUGGUAGAGAUACUCAACAACGUGCAGGGUAUCCUUUAUGUUCAUCUGCCGCGCUCGAGUAACUGCAACAAUCCCCUCUUCGGCUCCUCUACUAUUAUGUGUGAUUAGUUAGGCAUUACAAGUGAUAAAGUUAUUUAAUUUAUAAACUUUUGUAUACAUUUACAAGAUUUUAUAUCGAUGUUUGUGCUGUGUGUGUAAAUAAAUUAUUGUUUCCA
Messenger RNA from Bicyclus anynana (squinting bush brown), 4024 nucleotides. RefSeq names its product TWiK family of potassium channels protein 7. NCBI's taxonomy places the organism in Eukaryota, Metazoa, Arthropoda, Insecta, Lepidoptera, Nymphalidae. The coding region runs from base 245 to 3313 and encodes 1022 amino acids. Gene Ontology annotation, cellular component: membrane. Gene Ontology annotation, biological process: potassium ion transmembrane transport; stabilization of membrane potential. Gene Ontology annotation, molecular function: potassium ion leak channel activity. The transcript has 5 exons. The record is from RefSeq and is a predicted model, not a curated record.